AUUUUCAGCAUGACGUAGCAACACAUUGACCUUUUUCAACUUCCGGUGAACUUCAAUGUGAUAGAAGUUUCUGGGAGAGCACGAUUAUGGAAGAAUAUGUUCGAGAUCCAUGUCCCUACAGAAUAGUGGAUGACUGUGGAGGAGCUUUUGCCCUGGGGGCUGUGGGAGGAAGUGUGUUUCAUACUAUCCAGGGAUUCAGAAAUGCAGCUAAAGGAACCAAAUUAAGAGGUGCACUUACCAAGGUUGUAACAAGCAGUCCAAGGACAGCAGGUAGUUUUUCUAUGUGGGGUUUACUGUUCACAACCUCAGACUGUUCAUUGGCACAUAUCAGAGGAAAAGAAGACCCAUGGAAUUCCAUUAUGAGUGGAUUUGCCACAGGUUUUAUCCUAGCCCUACCAAAUGGUUAUUGGGCUGCAACAGGAUCUGGAAUGAUUGGAGGAAUGCUGCUAGGAAUGAUUGAGGGAAUCAGCAUAAUGAUGAACCGCUGGGCAGGAGAAGAAGCUUACAGAGAAAAUGAUACGAAUCGGAAACUAUUUGAAGAUCCUCAUGCAGAGAUUCCACAGCCACAAACUCCAGCGAUAGGCUCUAUAUUUGGAAUGUUUGGUCCACAGGCACAAACAAGUCAAUGAUCCAGUUCAUCUAGAAUUUUAAUAGAAAUUUUUUUGUGACUGCAACAUAUUUUCAUUCAUAUUCAUCAAGCUGUGAAAAGCAAAGCAUUUUCUGUGGACAGUUGAAAACUUCUGAUCUUUUAGAAGAUGCGAAUGUUUCACGUGGACUAAGGAUGAACAGUGUGUAGGACAGCAGGGCCUUACGUGUAGUUGGGGUCACUGAUGUGAAUGUCCUCAUUUUUGAACAAUUUCAAACAUUUGUAGGGAUAUGAAUCGUGCAAAAACUACCCAAGACCACACAUACAGGCGUAGGCUAGAGAACUUUUGUAUGAUGAAACAUAUUUUCAAACUGAACCAUGUUUAGGAAUUAUGCAUGUUUACAUCUCUGUUUAAAUAUGUAAGGGUAUGGAGGGUUCUUGAUACAGUUGAAAUUUUCACCAAAUCAUAGUAUUUGAUUUCACAUUAAAAAGAUCUGAGUUUUAAGUGGACAGAAACAAAAUACAGAUGUUACAGUUCAGUAAGUUAAUGUAAGCAUAUAGUGUCUUCAUUAUUAACAGCAAAUCUGAUUUGUUUGUUCUGUCAGGAGAGUUAUCUCCCGUAGAACAGAAGUUUGCUGUUUUAUCGUCGUUGUUUUGUUUUCAAACCAUAUAAAAUGCAAAAAUCAAUAAAAAUAAAAAAAGAUUUUCAAAAAAGUGAAAA
Ostrea edulis (European flat oyster) is the source of this 1307-nucleotide messenger RNA. Its product is annotated as mitochondrial import inner membrane translocase subunit Tim17-A-like. Bases 87 to 629 code for a protein of 180 amino acids. The record is from RefSeq and is a predicted model, not a curated record. Gene Ontology annotation, cellular component: mitochondrial inner membrane; TIM23 mitochondrial import inner membrane translocase complex. Gene Ontology annotation, molecular function: transmembrane protein transporter activity. Lineage: Eukaryota; Metazoa; Mollusca; Bivalvia; Ostreida; Ostreidae. The transcript has 7 exons. Gene Ontology annotation, biological process: protein import into mitochondrial matrix.